AUGGAGGGCCCAAGUGAGAGCGAAGGUGCAAUCCUGAAGCCUGGAGCCCUCAUCAACAAGGUGCUGAAGAAGGAGCCAACGAAGGAGACAUGGGGCAAGUGGACCGCAGCGGAGAGGGCGCAAGCCGUGGAGAAGUCCUUCGAAGAGUUCAUCAGCGGUCCAGAUGAACAUGUGAAGCCGGUACCUGACUUCCCCGACGACAAGGAGCAGGAGGUGCCUGCCAAGGUGCUGAAGAUGAUGCCAAAGGCCCGACCCUGGCAGCAGGGGCCAGAGGUGGAGGCAUCGCUCAUCCCUGGAAGGCCCAAGCCUUUGUACAAAGGCUCAGCAGCUGGCGGCUUUGGAGCAGCUGCGUCGAGUUCAGGUUCAGCGGAAGCGUGGUUGAGCAGCUGUGGAGACGGUGGAGAUGGAGAUGGAGAUGGCUGGAUGACGACAGAGUGGACGUCAUGGAGGAGCGAUGAGUGGAAGAGCUCUGAUGACUGGAAGAGCUCUGAUGGCUGGAAGAGCUCUGAGUGGAAGAGCUCUGAUGACUGGAAGAGCUCUGAAUGGAAGAGCCAUCAGGAGAUCGACACCUCGACUACCUGCCCCAACGAGUCAGAAGCACAUCCCAACGAUGAAGUGUAUGUGCCACCUCCGCAUGGAAAACGAGGACAAGAAGGGUGGUACGUCCAUGGUGGAUUUGUGACAGCCGACGGCAUCUUCCAUGGGUACAACGAGGGACGGACACGUCCACGCCAGCGCGCCGGCCGCUGGAUUCAGAACGAACGAGCUAUGCGAGAUGCGAUCCGCGGCUUCACGAACAUGAGUGAAGCCCAGCUGUACUUCAUGGGAAAGGGAAAGCGCUGGUGA
This is a messenger RNA of Durusdinium trenchii, 846 nucleotides long. NCBI's taxonomy places the organism in Eukaryota, Dinophyceae, Suessiales, Symbiodiniaceae. The record is from the annotation of a GenBank genome assembly.